Messenger RNA from Notolabrus celidotus (New Zealand spotty), 632 nucleotides. Its product is annotated as leucine-rich repeat-containing protein 72. The record is from RefSeq and is a predicted model, not a curated record. NCBI's taxonomy places the organism in Eukaryota, Metazoa, Chordata, Actinopteri, Labriformes, Labridae. Gene Ontology annotation, molecular function: protein binding. The transcript has 7 exons. The coding region runs from base 44 to 586 and encodes 180 amino acids.
AGUUUCCAGGCAACAGGUGAGACUGAUCCAAAGGUGACAGACAAUGGGGAUGGACAAGGAGAUAAACGACUCUCUUCAGAAAAGUGGAAUAAGAAGAGACGUUGAUGUUUCUCAACUCAGCCUAUCCAAAAAAAAGCUGACCAGUGUCCCUGACGUGUCAAGAUUUCCCUUCCUGAGGGAGUUGUGGCUGAAUAACAACAAGAUCAGAGAGCUCAGCUGUCGAUCCAUCAACUGCUGCUUGACUGAACUCUACCUCCACAACAACAGCAUCAAGUCUAUAUCUGGAGCUCUAAACCAUCUGACCUGCCUCAGACUUCUUCUGCUCCACAACAACCAGAUCAGAGGGCUGGACGACACGAUGCAUGAGCUCAGGAGGAUGCAGCAGCUCCAAACUGCAACUUUUUCCCUCAAUCCCAUCUCCCAUGAGCCCGGGUAUCGCCUCCAUGUGAUCCACUGUUUGCCCUCCGUCCAGGUUUUAGAUGGAAAAGAGGUGAAGCCAACAGAGAGGAGGAAGUCGUUCCAGACUCACAGUCAGGAGCGUCAUCGCGUCCUUCAGUCUGUGGCCUUCUGCAGACGGGCAGGAUAGUCCACAAACUUAAAUUCUAAUCAGUAAAAAUCUAUAAUGUCACAAA